CAAGCACAAAUUUAUUGCACGCAAUAAUUAUAUAUAUACAUAGAGAGAGUUUUCAGAGAAAGAAUUCUCAGAGAGAAAACAGAGAUGAAUGAAAUUCCAGGAAGCAAAUCGUGGCGUUUUCUUCUCUUAUUGAUUUCAAUUUCUCUGCAAUUCCUUCUAGGACUUUCGGGUGAUUCCGAAACUGGUAAAAAAGUUGAGACUCAUUCCAAAGCCACUAGCAGCAAUGGCUCUGUGGUGAUCAUCGUAGUCGUCGUGCUUGUAGCAGUGGCAUUGUUUUCAUUUUUCCUAUUCAAGUUAUGGCAAAAGAAGAAAAGAGAAGAGCAGUAUGCCCGGCUUUUGAAGUUGUUUGAAGAGGAUGAUGAUCUUGAGCUUGAACUUGGUCUUCGGGACUGACCAAUCCCUACAUCUUACAAUUUUUAGUUUGUUAAGAGUUGAGGUGCUUCUACAUCUUUUGUUUUUGUUCUUUUCUUUCUCAACGGCCAAGAAUUACUUGUCAAUUUCGGUUUAGGAGAACAAUUGUUGACUCCCAAUUAUCAUUUGGAUAGUGACAAAAACUUCCCCAGCAUUUAAUCGAAACACAAGAAUCUACAUUCAACACAAAAUCCACCUUGAUGUCAGGUUUAGACCCAAUUAGUUGUGUGAAAAGACAAUUAUCCCUCAUAAAUGAAAUGAUGAUGCUUUGAGAGAAA
Molecule: messenger RNA, 689 nt
Organism: Morus notabilis
Lineage: Eukaryota; Viridiplantae; Streptophyta; Magnoliopsida; Rosales; Moraceae
Exons: 2
Coding region: 85-393 (102 amino acids)
Source: RefSeq, a predicted model, not a curated record